Vicugna pacos (alpaca) is the source of this 4772-nucleotide messenger RNA. RefSeq names its product ZFP91 zinc finger protein, atypical E3 ubiquitin ligase (gene ZFP91). NCBI's taxonomy places the organism in Eukaryota, Metazoa, Chordata, Mammalia, Artiodactyla, Camelidae. The record is from RefSeq and is a predicted model, not a curated record. Gene Ontology annotation, cellular component: nucleus. Gene Ontology annotation, biological process: regulation of transcription by RNA polymerase II.
GCCGCCGCCGCUGUGUCCCGCCGGAGGAAGGCCGAGUAUCCCCGCCGGCGGAGGAGCAGCCCCAGCGCCAGGCCUCCCGACGCCCCAGGGCAGCAGUCCCAGGCCGCGAAGCCCCCGUCUCCAGCUCAGGGCAAGAAGAGUCCGCGACUCCUAUGCAUAGAAAAAGUAUCAACUGACAAAGAUCCCAAGGAAGAGAAAGAGGAAGAAGAUCCUGCCCUCCCUCAGGAAGUUUCCCUCGCUGCAGCUAGGCCGAGCCGGGGCUGGCGCAGCAGCAGCAGGACGUCUGUCUCUCGGCACCGUGACACAGAGAACACCCGAAGCUCUAGAUCCAAGACUGGUUCCUUGCAGCUCAUCUGCAAGUCCGAACCAAAUACAGAUCAGCUUGAUUAUGAUGUUGCUGAAGAGCAUCAGUCUCCGGGUGGCAUUAGCAGUGAUGAGGAGGAGGAAGAAGAAGAAGAGAUGUUGAUCAGUGAAGAGGAAAUUCCCUUCAAAGAUGACCCAAGAGAUGAGACCUACAAACCCCAUUUAGAAAGGGAAACCCCAAAACCACGGAGAAAAUCAGGCAAGGUGAAAGAAGAGAAAGAGAAGAAAGAAAUAAAAGUGGAAGUAGAGGUAGAAGUGAAAGAAGAAGAGAAUGAAAUUAGGGAAGAUGAGGAGCCUCCUAGGAAGAGAGGAAGAAGGCGAAAAGAUGACAAAAGUCCACGAUUACCCAAAAGGAGAAAAAAGCCUCCAAUCCAGUAUGUCCGUUGUGAGAUGGAAGGAUGUGGAACUGUUCUUGCUCAUCCCCGCUACUUGCAGCACCACAUUAAAUAUCAGCAUUUGCUGAAGAAGAAAUACGUGUGUCCCCAUCCCUCCUGUGGGCGACUCUUCAGGCUUCAGAAGCAACUUCUGCGACAUGCCAAACAUCACACAGAUCAAAGAGAUUAUAUCUGUGAAUACUGUGCUCGAGCCUUCAAAAGUUCCCACAACCUGGCCGUGCACCGGAUGAUUCACACUGGCGAGAAGCCAUUGCAAUGCGAGAUCUGUGGAUUUACCUGUCGGCAAAAGGCAUCCCUUAAUUGGCACAUGAAGAAGCACGAUGCAGAUUCCUUCUACCAGUUUUCUUGCAAUAUCUGUGGCAAAAAAUUUGAGAAGAAGGACAGCGUAGUGGCGCACAAAGCAAAAAGCCACCCUGAGGUGCUGAUUGCUGAAGCUCUGGCUGCCAAUGCAGGCGCCCUCAUCACCAGCACAGAUAUCUUGGGCACUAAUCCUGAGUCCCUGACACAACCUGCAGAUGGUCAAGGUCUUCCUCUCCUUCCUGAGCCCUUGGGAAAUUCCACCUCUGGAGAGUGCCUCCUGCUAGAAGCUGAAGGGAUGUCAAAGUCAUACUGUAGUGGGACGGAACGGGUGAGCCUGAUGGCUGACGGAAAGAUCUUUGUGGGAAGUGGCAGCAGUGGGGGCGCUGAAGGGCUGGUCAUGAACUCGGAUAUACUCGGUGCUACCACAGAGGUUCUGAUUGAAGAUUCAGACUCUACUGGACCUUAGUGGAAGGGAAGACUUUGGGCGCUGGGACAGCUAAGACUUUGUAUUUAAAAGAUAAAAGGACAAAAAAAAAAUUUAAAGCAUUUAAAAUCUAGUAAAAUAACUGAAGGGCCUGCUCUUUCCAUUGUGGAUCACAGCACACACACACACGCACACACACACCUCCCCUUCUCCCUCUAUUCUCCUCCUCAUAAAAUUGAUGUUGCCUUUACCAGAAAGCUAGACAAAGAAACAGCUCUUAAAGUGAGGGUUACUCUUACCUUCAGUUCCAGCCAGGCAGACUUCCUGGUCAUCAGCAGAUCCCCCUUUUCAACCUGUAACUCUGAUGUGCUCUGGAUCAGCUUUUAAUUCUUAAUGAUAUAUUAAUAUCCUCUAAACCCCUUCUCCUCCUUUACUGCUGCCCUAUGGUUCUGGCUUCUACCCCCUGCAGCACAUUUAUCUUCAAAAUACCGUAUAAUUCUAAUCUCUGGAGGCUGGCAGCUUGACUUGGCACUUUAAGGCCCCUUAGCAGGGUGAGCUGUUAAAACAGCACACAUCUCUCACCCCCUUUCCUUCCAUUCCCCCUGGGUUUAGGAAAGGAAGGAUCCAUGGGGACCAUCUCCCACCUCUUCACCUUCACCACCUUCUUCAGUCCCCCUCCCGACACCUCCGUAAGGUUCUCAGUGGUGCUCCCUUGCUUGGAAGCAGGCCCCCAGCAGGGAGGGGGCUGCCCUCUGCGUGGUCUCUCUGACCACAAGACAGGGCUCUGCAUCAGUGAGGCAGUGAGAAGAGUCCCAGGCUAAAGGCAGAGAUUUGCACUUUGAACAUGUGUGUCUUUGUGUUGUGAAACCUGAGAGUCCUUAUUUAUUAACGGAAAGUCUGAUUUUUUUUUUUUUUGUCUUUGUUGCUGUGUUUUGUGGGGCUGGGAGAGAGUAGAUUAUUCUGAUGUGGGGUCCUUUGCAUAAGAGGUACUUGUAGAAGGUGAGAGGUAGGGUUGAAGAAGCACCACCAGCCCCUAAAAUCAUAGCUUUCUCCAGUGGCCUUUAAAGAAACUGGUCCUCCACACUAACACAGUCACUACAGUAGCCCCACGCUUUGUCGGAAGCCUUUUUGGGGAAAGACAUUAGGUUUGUGGUAGUUAGCGCUCUUUGAGUCUUUAGAACAUUGAGGUUUAGGAAUUUUGAGGGGAUGAGGAAAACUGUUCGGAGUCUAAAUUAGAGAUAAAAGGUUUUCUCUUACGAACUUGAUCGUUUUCGUUUUUUGUCCCCAUCAUUUCUUUGUACGUGCCUCCUGUUAGCCCAGCUCGGGCCCCUGCUGCGCUUUUGCUUUGCUUUGUCGUUGGUGCGUUCCAGCUCCCCGUUGGUGAAGGACACUGCCCUCGGGGAAGGGAUGGUCCGCUCAUGCAGUCUGAAGUCAGAGAAAGUUGCUGUAUUUUGUUUCGCUUUUAGUAACCCUUCCGAAACAGAAAGGCUUCCACGAAGUCAGUCAUCCAUAUAAUGCUUUGCUUUCACCCGAAGUUCUGGGGAUCACCCCUUCCCUUGAGACAGGGGUUUUCGUGGGGUGGAACACUUACUUACUACUGUCCAUGGGAGAAAGUGUGUUUUUGUACAACUCCAUAACUCCCAGAAGACUGAAAACCUAUUUUGGCUCGUUUUUAGAGAAUUAGAAGGGCAGUUUCUCUCCUCCGUACCUCAGAAGCUGGAAUUAAAGGCUUGCCCUAUUCAUUGUUUGUCAGAAAUGUGUGAUGGUUGUUGGAAAGAAUGAAGUUUGCUGAGGAUGAAAUAAGGAGCAGCUUGUUUUUCAUGAACACUAAAACUACAAAGUUUAUCAAUUUUCUCUGAUUUUUUUCCAUAAAGAAGGGUAACAAAAUGUCAUCUCUGAAAGAGGCUGGCUUUACACCCACUAGUGUCAGCGGUUGGGAUGCCGGAGAAUAGGGGGUGGGACACCUACAGUGAGCAAUCCUAAAUGCACUAUUGUUUCUUUUCAGUGUCGCAGACUUGCCAUCCCUCCAGUGUUGGGGUGAGCAGUGGAAUAAGGCUAGAAGGGACGUAGAAUGCUUUCCUGCCCACAGUGAGGACAUGGAGUUGACUUUGGUAUGUUGAGUAGAUUUGAAAACACAAGAUUGAUCAGAUGGGUCGACGACAACGUUGCUCCGCUGCCGGACGAGUCCGUUUGGUAGUGUUUCACUAGCUAGCUUCCACACCCCGCACUUGCCUCUGUCCCGUCACACUUACCUCAUCCUUUGUCUCCAUGAGUUGCACUUGCAGUGGCUAGUCAUCAGAUAUUUUAGCCACCCACACAAGAGCAAACUGCAUUAGAAAACAACAACAAAACCUUGAUGAGAUAGAGGGGAAAUACGUUCUUCCCUGAAUCACACUCCUCCCCACUGAAAGCAACCAGUUAGUUCUGGUAAUUAGAAGUUUCUGUUCUUUGUCCCCUGUUGUAGUCCUCUUCGUGGCUACCAUUUGCCUGCAGUUUGCUUCAGUAUAUUAUUGUAGCAGUUUGCGAUACAUUUUAAAAUCCUUCCGUGGACUUGGUUCUUUUUUCUUUUGAGAAAGGGAUGUUAGCAAAGUAAUGAGUUGGUUUAAGUGAACUGUCUUGUACUAGGUUCUCUUCCCUUUUCCAUUCUGUUCCUCAUGCUGUUUACUUCAUUGUCCUUCUGAGGAACUCUCUUAAUCUUAAAAUUCUGCAUUUCCUCAUCUUACUCAGAUUCUGUUACCUUUUUGAUAACUCUUCCCACUGCAUAUUCUCAGUCUUGAACUAGCAAUUCUGAAUUCUGAAAAUGUAAUUGAGCUACAAGUACUCUUUCUGCAAGACGUGUUUCCCCCUUGUUUGUGGUUGCCCAGGAUAAUUUUGCAUAACUGAGACUUAAUAUGCUUCAGAGAGUUUCGAUAAACACUGGCCAAGAUUACUGGGAGUAAAACAUAAGAUAUAUUAAGGUAAGGAAAAGCAUCCACACAGAGCACUUGAACCUCCUUUGUACCUGUUUGGAGAAAAAAAUAUAAAGAGUGUACUAAACUAAGGUUAUUGCAGUCUGGUGGUUUGAAGUACCAUUUUCCCCUCCUGUCUUUUUCCCACUUUUCAAUGUACUCAAGAAAAUUGAAAAAUUGUAAUGAAUCAAUUUAAAAUAUUUUAUUUCCUAAAAGCCUUUUUGCCUAUUGUAAUAUGCAGGACCCUUCUCCUUUGAUGGGAGAGACAGGUAGUUACCUGAAUCUAGGUUGAAAAGGUUAUGUAAAAAGAAAUUAUAAUAAAAGGGAUACUCUGCUUUUCAA